AUGGGAUUGCCACCAUGGGAGACGAGCGAUAGCCAACUGUUUGCUCUAGUAACUGGCGUCAAUAGUGGUCUAGGUUAUGCCAUUGCUGCACGACUCAUUGACGAAUUUAUCACGUCCCCCUCCACUCCUUCUACGAAACACCUCGUUCUCAUCCUUUGCACGCGUGCUCCAUUGAAGACGCGUUUUACCAUAUCCAGACUCCGAGCUCAUCUCAGGAGGCAAGCCGAAUACUCCCCAUUUGCCACGAAGUCUCGGAAGAAUGCCAAAGCUCAGGGACUCGAGUACAAGUGGUCAGAUGUGGUACAGAGAGUUCACUUCAUAGGCGUUGAAGUCGAUCUUUGCAAUCUAAAGAGUGUCUAUGCUCUGGCUGAUAAACUGGUCAAUGGCACCGUGGGGAGCCCGGAUGCAACAACUUACGACGGAUUGAAGCUCCCUCAUGGGUCCCCCGGAACACAAAGUUAUUCAGACGACGUAAAGCAAGAUCGAUGGGCAUUGAGCCAGGAUCCCGGAUCCUCUGGUGCGCAGAGGUCUUGGGGCUGGGGACUGAGUGGACUGCGCAUCCCAAGGCUAGAUGUGGUCGUCUUGAGCGCAGGAAUUGGAGGAUGGCUUGGUGUUGACUGGUUGCCCGCUGUUCGACAGGUGUUACUGGAUACUGUGGAGGCAGUCACUUGGCCAACAUUCAAGUUAGCAAAUACUGGCGCAGUCUUGAAGGCGCAAUCAUCUUUCCCAGAUCCAAAGACAGGCGAAGCUACUGGAUCGUCAGACCAAAAGGAACCUCCCCUUGGCGAGGUCUUCUGCUCCAAUAUCUUCGGCCACUACAUCCUCGCUCACGAGCUAAUGCCUCUGCUCUCUCGCCCUGCUUCGCCUGAAUCCCAAGCCAGUGGGAAAAUAAUUUGGGUCUCCAGUAUCGAGGCUCUCGCAGAACAUUUAUCCUUGGAUGAUAUGCAGGCACUCAACUCUCGAACCCCUUACGAGGACUCUAAGCGUCUCAUCGACGUCCUCUCUCUGACCUCUGACCUCCCAUCCGUGAAGCGGAUUGCCGCCCCAUACUUUGAUAGCGCGAAUACAGUCACCGCAACCAAAAGCAAGCAACAAGCGAACGGAGACCCCUUGGUGAAACCAAAGAUCUACCUGACACAUCCUGGUGUCUUUGCCUCUGAAAUCAUGCCAUUGAACCUCCUCCUGGUGUUUAUUUAUAAAUGGCUGUUCCUAGUUGUAAGGUGGAUGGGAAGUCCUUGGCACACUAUCGAACCAUACAAAGGAGCUGUUGCUCCUGUCUGGCUGGCCUUGACGGAUGUCGAUGAGCUGGAGGACAUGGAAGCACAUGGAAUGCACAAGGCAAAAUGGGGCUCUGCAACUAACACAGGUGGCGAGGAAAGGGUCAUGAAGACAGAGGUUCCUGGCUGGGGCUGGGAUGGAUCCAUCGAUAGUGAACAUGAUGGCAAGAGAAGAAAGGGCAGGAAGCGGGAUGCUGUGGAUUUGACCAAAGAGGCGAAGGAGGAUUUCGAAAUUCUAGGUGUUAAGAUCUGGGGCCAGAUGGAGGCGCUAAGGAGAGAGUGGGAGCGUAUUCUGGGAGUCAAGAGUACAAGUACAUGA
Messenger RNA from Venustampulla echinocandica, 1596 nucleotides. RefSeq lists its product as uncharacterized. Gene Ontology annotation, molecular function: 3-beta-hydroxysteroid 3-dehydrogenase (NADP+) activity. The coding region runs from base 1 to 1596 and encodes 531 amino acids. The transcript is spliced from 2 exons. The record is from RefSeq and is a predicted model, not a curated record. Gene Ontology annotation, cellular component: endoplasmic reticulum membrane; lipid droplet; mitochondrial outer membrane. NCBI's taxonomy places the organism in Eukaryota, Fungi, Ascomycota, Leotiomycetes, Helotiales, Pleuroascaceae. Gene Ontology annotation, biological process: ergosterol biosynthetic process.